This is a messenger RNA of Nyctereutes procyonoides (raccoon dog), 823 nucleotides long. RefSeq names its product nuclear protein 1, transcriptional regulator (gene NUPR1). NCBI's taxonomy places the organism in Eukaryota, Metazoa, Chordata, Mammalia, Carnivora, Canidae. Gene Ontology annotation, biological process: negative regulation of cell cycle; negative regulation of cell population proliferation. Gene Ontology annotation, cellular component: nucleus. The record is from RefSeq and is a predicted model, not a curated record. Bases 190 to 507 code for a protein of 105 amino acids. The transcript has 3 exons.
CCCCUCUCGUGAUUGCUGUUUACUGGGUCGGGUUCUGGGAAAGGACCAGAUUGCAUCAGACAGGGCCUGAGGAGGACACGUGGCCUUUAUAAGUUGGGGCCAGUGAAGAGGGAGGUGUCGGGGAAACCAGACACAAACAAAGCUUUUGAAGACGACAGAGAGACAGACGGCAAGGGAGAGUCAGAUAUAAUGUCCACCUUCCCGGGAGCAGCCAGCCGGGCUCAGCAGCCCCCAGGCCCAGAGGACGAAGACCCCAGCCUGGAUGAGUAUGACCUCUAUAGCCUGGCUCAUUCCUGCCUGGACCCCCUGCCUCUCCUUGGAUGUCUCAUGCCUCCGCCAACCUCACCUCAGCCUCUUGCCUGGUUCCCAGGAGUGGGAGGCCGGAAAGGUCGCACCAAGAGAGAAGCUGCUGCCAACACCAACCGCCCCAGCCCUGGUGGCCAUGAGAGGAAGCUGGUGACUAAGCUCCAGAACACGGAGCGGAAAAAGCGGGGGGCACGGUCCUGAGACGGAGCUGGAAAUGAGGCCAGAGCACGGACACCACACAGCGACGAAGACAGGACCACGGAUCGGCACCUGGAGGCAGGAUCCAGACCUGCUUGCCCCCCACCCCACCCCCAGGACUUACCCUACCUGACCGAGGCUCCGAGGGGCCACCAAGGAAGUGACUCCAGCCCCAGAAAAAGGACAAGAUAGGGAGCAAGAGGCAGGGAAUAAAUGGAGAGGCAGAGUCGCAAAAGGUACCCCCUAAAAAGAAAGACACUGAAGAAAUUGGCUCUCCCGGAGUGUGGGAAGGAAGGACAAUAAACAAAGUACAUCUGCA